UUUUGUCGCACGCGGCGCUGCCAUGGGGAUGUGUCCGCUGUUCAUCAUCCUGUCUCUAACUCUCGUCCACGUCUCAGCUCAAGCAGUGCUUCUCACAGCGUGUCCGAACAGCACUUUCACCUGCGGAAACGGACGCUGUGUCUCCGUUAGCUAUGUCUGCGAUGGUGAUAACGACUGUCAGAACAACAGAGACGAAGAUGUCUGCCGGAAUGGAUGCCCUCGAACGCACUUCGAAUGCCACAAUGCAACGAGCAGAAGAAAAUGUAUUCCUAAGAGCUUCGUCUGCAACCUCAACGACGACUGCAUCGACGGCGAAGACGAGAAGCAAUGUGUGCCGCGUUGUACCGCGGCGCAGUUCCUCUGCAGGGAUAACACGUCCUGCGUGGCCAGAAGAGUUCUCUGUGACGGUGAGCGCGACUGCGCCGAUGGCUCUGACGAAGUUGGCUGCUUCGACAGUUGUUCGGAGUCUGAAGUUCCCUGUAACGUCUUCGGGCGUCCGUGUUUGUCUAAGCGCCAUGUUUGCGACGGUGUGCAGGACUGUCUUAACGGAACUGAUGAGACGAACUGCAUUCGGCAAGACCCUGAAGGACACCGCUGUGGUUCUUGUCCUGAAGGUCAGUUUGAAUGCCGAGAUCAACUUAGGUGUCUCAGAGCAGAUAAACGUUGUGACGGGGACGUCGACUGCAACGAUGGUUCUGAUGAAGUAGGGUGUCCUCAACGUGUAAUUUGUAAUUCGACUCAAUUCCUCUGCAAUGAUGGAACAAAAUGUAUUCUGCGCGGCCAAGUAUGCGAUAACGUUACCCACUGCAGCGAUGGCUCUGACGAGUUCGGCUGCGACCCUUGCGAAAAAGCAAACUGCAGUCAAAGGUGCACUUCUUUCCUGAACGGUACAACAGUGUGUUCUUGUCACCACGGCUACAGACUGCUUCCUGACGGAGUGACUUGCGAAGACAUCGAUGAAUGCGUGGGUGACAAUCCGGGUUGUAGCCAUAUUUGUACCAACAGGAAAGGUUCGAGGUCUUGCUCUUGUUUCGAAGGAUACCGCAUGCUCGGAGACAGCAUUUGCAAGGCCGAGGGCGCGGAUGCUGUGAUGGUUUUCGCUGUCAGGAACAUGAUAAAGGGGAAAUCCUUGAACGCGAAUCGUAUAUACGACAUUCACCCCACGAAAGGUGACGCAUCGGCGGUAGAAGUCGAUAUUGAAAGACGAAAGCUGUACUGGGCCAUUACAGACUCGGAGGGCAGCACAGUCCAUUCGUGCUUCCUCAACGGCACGGACUUCAAAGUCGUGGCUCACUUUUCGAGAUCGAAAAUUGAAGAUAUAGCAUGGGACUGGUUUUCGAGGAACCUUUACCUUCUUGAUUCUUGGCGUAAACGUAUCGUUGUCUGCACGCAUAACGGGGAUGCCUGCGGUGACUUGAUAGUCGACAAUAUCAAAGUUCCCGGGAAUCUCGUUCUUGUGCCACACUCGUCUACAAUGUAUUGGACGGAACUGGGGAAUCCAGUAGCAAUCGUGACAGCCGGCAUGGAUGGAACCAAUGCAACUCACCUCCUGGCUGGUGACCUUCGUCACCCUUCUGGUCUUACCUACGAUCAGAUCACCGACAGACUCUACUGGUGCGACGACAAACAAGGGACGAUCGAGUCCCUCGACGUCCCGACCAUGCGACGACGCACACUGCUGGGGAAACAACGUCGCUUCACGCCUGGAAACCUUGACAACUUCGAGGACCAUCUUUUCUGGAUCGACUGGACGACGUCGACGUUCAGGAUGAGCAGGAAGUUUGGAAGUAACUACAGUGCUGAACUGAGCAUCGGAGACACGUCUUCCAUGAAGACGUUCGGUCUCUACCACCCUGUACUGGUACAGCAACGUACAUACAAUCCUUGCAGAGAGAACCCUUGCAGACGUAUUUGUCUGUUGAGUCCGGUGACAACGGCGGGUUAUAGGUGCAUGUGUGAUGAUGAAGGCUGUGAUGUGGGUCAGUCGUGGGACGGAUGUGCUGGACAAGGAGGCAGAGAAACGUUGACUGACUGAUUGAUUGAUUUGAGCGAUUGAACAUUCACUUAUUUCUGAUCUGACACGACCGCAGUAUAAGGGUUUAUGGACGUUGUCGGAUGACGUUCUCGUGGUGGCUUUAAGAGGAACAGUGAGGAGAAAAAGGUUACUUAUCUAAUCUUAUCUAUAUACUCUGAGCCUAUAUUUCCAUUGUCAUCGUUGGCGUCGGGUAUACCGUAUUAGACUCCCUCGAUUACGUCGUGAGAUUUGCUCAGGGUGUUCUCGGUCAAUAUGUAUUUUCCUCAUUCCUAAUUUUUUGAGUUCGCUUCCUUUGUUUGUCCUUUAGUCUGGCUUCCUCCGUGUGGGAUAUCGCGAUGUUUGCUGUUCAAGCAGUUUUUUUUAUGUUAUAGUUCUUUUAGUGCCAGCGUAUAUUUUCCCGGACCACAAGUAUUGGACUAGCCAGUCCUGACCCUGUCGGACUAACAACUCCACAUUUUUUGUUUUCGUCUAUUAAAGAGUCUCUUGAGGUAAUGCAUUACCUUAUGUAACAAAGCAUUGUGUGGUAUACAUUAUUAUUAUUAUUAUUUUUGCAUAGUCAGUAUUAAGGCAGGAUGCUAAAUACCGUAGUUCCCGUGUGAUUACUAGAGUUUUCGUAACCAUGCACUUUACUUCCAUUCUUUGGACUUGGAACGCAUCAAAUGUUUAUCAAUGCCGUGUCAAAAAAGAAUUCAGGGGUGGCAAGAGUGUGUGAAUGUAAAUAAAAUUAAUGUGAUCGA
Messenger RNA from Ornithodoros turicata, 2772 nucleotides. RefSeq names its product low-density lipoprotein receptor-related protein 1-like. The transcript has a single exon. The coding region runs from base 23 to 2035 and encodes 670 amino acids. Gene Ontology annotation, molecular function: protein binding; calcium ion binding. The record is from RefSeq and is a predicted model, not a curated record. Gene Ontology annotation, cellular component: plasma membrane. NCBI's taxonomy places the organism in Eukaryota, Metazoa, Arthropoda, Arachnida, Ixodida, Argasidae.